Messenger RNA from Oikopleura dioica, 786 nucleotides. NCBI's taxonomy places the organism in Eukaryota, Metazoa, Chordata, Appendicularia, Copelata, Oikopleuridae. The record is from the annotation of a GenBank genome assembly.
AUGAUAACAACAAAGACCUCGAUUUUGGAAAAUUUGCGCGCUCUUCCGGAAUCACAUAUUCUGUCAACGCAUCACCGAGAUAUUAUCAGAACGCUGUGGACGGAACUAGGCUCGAAUGAUGGGGAGUCGAAGCAUGCUGCGAAGAUUAUGCUCUCCUACAUUUACAUUUUUCGCGCACCAGAAGAGUUUAUCCAGCUCGUGGAUGAAAGUUAUCUCAAUCAACCGUGGGAAAAGCAAUUUGAUCUGGCAAACAAGCUUGCUUCCUUGCUUCAACAUGUCGAACCUUCAGCAAUCAUAAGAUGCCCAGUUGUUUGCUAUGCAGUUAGUUACUGCGUUUUUGCUCUUCUGGACCUUUCGUCAUCCCCAGUUCCCUCGCUGAACAGAAGAGUCAAGUUUUUAUGUGAUACAUUUUCGAAAAAGAGUCUUCUGGCGAUCUGUUCCUGCUUCGAGUUUCAGUAUCGGAAUAUUCUUCGUGAUCGCUGCAUCAUUUUUAAAAGAAUCGAGCAGCUUCAUUUGCUUCGCCCCGAUGCAAAAUUGUUGAACUGGGGGUUUUUCAACCAAAGCCUCAUUCUGUUUUCAGUAGAAGCACAAGUCUGCAAAGAUCUCGGACUAAAUUUCUGCAUCCCUCUAAAACUGCUUUAUCCCGUAACGUCUUUUUCAAAUCAGCACUACGCUACUUCGAUGGAAAACCGACAGUCUCCCAAUGGGAUUCCGACGGGCUGCUACUCUAUUGCCGAAAAAUGGACAUCAACCAAGGCACUACGAUCGAAGAAAAUGACCAAAUAA